CAAAAGUUUAUGAGGUUGGGUAAAAUAACAUUAUGUGUCAUUGAUCAAUGUUACCGAUACUUUUUGUACCAUUCCUAGAAGUGUUCUCAAAUUCACUGAUUAUAAAAUAAAACUCGUGAGUUGCAGAUAACGAGUCGCAUUUGAGCUGUCAACAACCGUGAUGUCACGUUUAAUCGUGAGCGUCGUUGUUGCCAUAACAUGCAUUUGUAUUGUUGUUGGACAAAAUCGUCCUUCAUGGGCAGGUGACACAACAAAGAUGUUGGACAAAGUGGCAAAGGAUAACAACUGGAGCUGGAAUAAUAAAAGAAGUUUCGAUAAAGCUCACAUCUUUCCAUGGCAGAAAACGCAAAACAUUGUUGCUGCUUAUCAGACACCAAAUGGAUUCGACGAUGCUAAAAUGAAGCAAUUUGUGCGAGACAUAACACAAGUCCAUACAGACGCAGCGUAUGUUCAAAAUUUAGAUCCAAAAACAAGAACCGAAUAUGAGAACCUGGCCAAAAAGUAUAGAGACGAGUCCUUGAAGCUUAUUGACAAAGUAAAAACAGCAUCAAACGAUAACGAUAGAAAAGCAAAAAAGCAAUCUCUCUUGCGAAAACUAUUUAAUAGCCCUGCCAAUCUCUUUCCUGGAGAUAGAAGUACAAACCGUGCAAUUGGCGCACGAUUAGAUCCACCAUUUUCCUACUACAAAACCGAAAAAGGAAAAAUUGUUCGAACUGGCAAAAUAACCGAGCUAUCUGCCAAAAUGUUAUCAGAUUAUGCUUUGACGGCGUUCGAAGUAGGCUCAGAAAGAUCUAAGAGGUAUCGCAGUUCAGAUGGUGAAGGAAAUAAUGACGAUAGCAAACAGUCGAAACGAGGUAACCAUGAUUGCUCAAAAAGAAAAAGAAGAUCUUUGGGAGGAUGUGGAGUAAAUCUAGACGAUAAAGACGAAAAGAAGAAAACAAAAACUAAAGAUGAUGGAAAAAAUAAAAAACAACGGUCUAAAAAAAGGUUUCGUUGGGUAAUAAGUAGUCGAAAGUCAAAUUCGAAUUCAAGACGAUCAUUUUCUAAAAGCAGAUUUCGAACAAAAGGGUUUGGGAAACGAGGUAAGGGAACGAAAAUUGGUGUUAUCGACUUCACUGGCGGAUGGAUUCCUAAGCACCAUAAAGAUCAUUUAUCUGGUAAAAUAACAGAUCCACAUGCAAAGGCUGAAAACGUCAAUGGUGGAAAGAGAUAUUUAGCGCAUUCUGGAGGCAUUAGUGGCGAGGUCAGAUCGGGCUAUAGUAAAGCUCAAGGUAGUUUAGGUGUCGGUGCAUCCGCAUAUGCCGGUAAAGAAGGAGCUCAUGUUAAAAUACAUGGUCCUUCAGGUCAAGCCUCAAGUCAUGGUUUUGGCGUUGGAGGAGAUAUAUCGGUAAAAGCCGGAGUAACAGAUAGAGAUAACCACCUUAAAGCUGGCUUAGAAGGACCAAGUGCAAGCUUUAAUAUAGGACCGUUUGGUGGGGGGAUUGGUAUAGGUGCCGGUUUUGAAGUUUCGAAAAACAUUAAAAAAGGUGUUGGAGCCAAAAUAGAUACACCAAAGGGCAGUUUUGGCGCCAAAGUUGGUUGCAUAACAGAAUUAUGUUUCAUUGGUUGUCUUUCCCUGAAAUUCUGUUAAAUAUAAAUAGACUGUAGAUUUUUUCAUUUUUGAAGGUGCAGUUUUUUAUGUAUUUUAAUAAUAUGCUGUGUUUAUUGGUGACAUGCAAAGUAGAUAUAAUGCAACUUAGACAUUUUUUUCAGUUUAAGGCAAGGUGUGUGCGGGAAAGAAAUUGUUAAGGAUACUGAAGCUAUAUAUUGCACUUUUAACUAUUAGAUCGAAAAACUUGACAGAAGCUAAGUAAAUUUGAUGCCUUUCCAUAAUUGAGUACAUUCAAAUAGACGAUAUUUCUAAAUAACUCUUUGGAAUCCAUUAUCUUCCCGUUGUUUGUCUACAUAAAUAGAUUCACCUCAAACUUGUUUGUGAUUCACGAAACUUUCUGUUUUUUUUAUAAAAAUAUAUUUUUAAUAAUUUGUUUUGAUGGCAUUAUAUAAAUAAACCUUUCUACGUUACUUCUCAAAAAAUUACUUUUCUUUCAAGCCAUUACUUUUGUGCUUAUUUACGUUUUACCUGCCCGAGAGAUUCGUUUUUUUUUUAAAGGCGGGCUUUCAUACUUCAACGAAUGUACAGUAGACGUCCAUUAAUUCGAACACGCAAGAGACUAAAUUAUUUGUUCGAAUUAACGAAUGUUCGAAUUAUCGGAAGUUCAGAAAAAACAACAAUUUUAAUUAAUGUUAAAAGGUUUUAUGCUAAUAUAACUUUAUUACAACUUUAGUACAACUUUUAUAAAAUCUUUUUUUGCUUGGCGAUGGAAAGGCCUCCUAAUUCCUGGUAAACUUCAUUGGAAACGCUACUUUAAUUGAUAAAUUGAAAGAAAUUUUACCACCAUUGAUGCAAUAAAAAUGAAUAAAAAUGAAAAUAUUUUUUAUUUUUCCAUAAGAUUUUAUUAAUCGAUACACAAAAUUUCGAAUUAACGAGCAUAAUGCAGCCUUUAAAUUAAAAAAUUGUUCGAAUUAGCGAAAUGUUCGAAUUAACGAAGUUCGAAUUAAGCAGCUCAAAAUAUAAGAAUUUAUUGAAACAAACUCAAGGAACUUUGAAAUUUGUUCGAAAUAACGAAAAGUUCGAAUUAAGCUGCAUUCGAAUUAACGGACAUCUACUGUAGUUUUUUGCACAUUACCUUUCCUUGUUCGAUCGAAACCGGUGUUAAUCAAUUUUAAAAGUAGGACCGAUUUCUAAUUUUUUAUCGACCUUUUUAAUUUCCACCAAUCAAUUUUCCUUUAAACAAUGAUAUCGUAUUUAACAUUCAGAACACUGUUGCGAAGAAUAAAUAAAAAAACAGCCAAAGUUUGUAAAGUAUAAAAAAAUAUAAAACGCGAAAGAUAGGACUAGAACGUCUAGAAUGUUUUUUGGAAGAGUUUUGUUUUUUGACCUCGGCUUACCUGUUGAUUUCUUCAUAAGAACAAUUCAAUUUUCUUAUAGCUACAAUAAGAACAUAUGUAUGGCUACAAUACCUAUAAAAUAAAUUAUUGAGAGUGCAAUUAAGAAGCUGUAUUUCAGUUUGUGUUACGACUUCCUUCCCAUA
This is a messenger RNA of Hydractinia symbiolongicarpus, 3131 nucleotides long. RefSeq lists its product as uncharacterized. The record is from RefSeq and is a predicted model, not a curated record. The transcript is spliced from 2 exons. The coding region runs from base 161 to 1630 and encodes 489 amino acids. NCBI's taxonomy places the organism in Eukaryota, Metazoa, Cnidaria, Hydrozoa, Anthoathecata, Hydractiniidae.